CACACACUCACACACAGAAACGAUGGCGUCUCUCUCUGUCUGUCUGUCUGCUCUAGUUCUGAUUGCUACGGCUCCUUCCCCGAGCCCUCGUCGGCAUCAACCAGACAUAGAGACAGAGAUUACAGAUUUACACGUGACUGUCAUAGGUCACCGAAGCCUGUCUGUCUGUGACCUAUGCCAGUCACGGCUCGUUGUUGCCAAGAGUGACCUUCGGUCUGCUGGCAGCGCGUGGCGGCCCUGCUGCAACCGACGACACACUGCAGUGCUCACCAUGCAGCCUUUCAUCCAGGUCAUCGUUAUCUGCACCAUCCUCAGUCCGCUCUUGCUCGCUGCUGGUGGCCGUCCUUCCGCCUUGUGAAGGCUUCUCAAGGAUUGCGUAUACGGUAAGAGCGCCAGUAAUGAACGACUUCCUCCUGUCCACGGAUGAGUUGGCUACCACAGGGGAGUUGAGGGCCUUCAGUAUGCCACCCAGCCGGCCCUGGGACAGAUGGGUCAUCAGCAGGUCCCUCUGCUCGCCGUCGAAGUCCGCUGAUGAGAUAGCGUCCUGCAAUUCUCGCUCUGUCUGGCCUUGAGACAUGCUCUGCUGGUUGGAAAGGGACUCGAUGGGCUUCACGAGCAUGUCUGUGGUCUGCGUGGGGUACUGAGACAGCUGCUGGAACUUGCCCGCCAAGUCGAGGGGCGACGUCAGUGUGCCCUGAAAGGCCAGGGUGCCGUGUGGCUUCAAGUGGUGUGUCUGGCUGGUAGGAGUGAGGGGCAGGGCAGGGCCCUCCUCGGGAAACUCCUCAAGGCGCCCCUUGGAUGUUGAUGAUGUGACAGGCUGCUGGUUGUCGACUGUGGCUGUGCUGAAUGAGCGCAGCAUGUUGUUCGCCAUGAGGGACUGGGAGGGGAAUGGCAGGGGCAUCCGCAGCUGGGAGUGCAUCGACGGCACUGGGGGCGUGGAGAUCGAGUCCGGGCUGAGGGCGGGAAGGCCAAGUGCAGAUCGAAGAGCCUCCACCCGACGGCACAGGAACUGGACCGAGUCCUGGGUGGACAUGGAGAUACUCACACACCUCCCUAUCAUCACCAGGGCCUGGCAGACACACACACAGGGACGUGGUCAGUCAGUCGGUCGAUCGUGCAUGUCUCCAUUUGGGUAUGAUGGUGUCUCCCCCUCUCUCCCCCUCUGCCCGUGCGUGGUGGCCGGCUGACCUCUGCCACGGUCAGAUUUGUCUGUGAGUCGAUGUGGUGGGCCCACUUGACGCAUCCGUCGAGCAGUCGCUCAGCUUGCUCUGGCGGGAUGGGGGAGGGCAGCCGCAGUUCGGGAUUGGCCUCCUCCUUCACCUUCACAUCCUCCUUGCCACCAGCCAAUGCCUGUUUCUGCUGCCUGCAUCCAGAUCAUACACAUAUAUAUCGAUUCAAUGCCCGUGUGUUCGUGCUAGUCAAUACCAGUAGAACAUUCCGGCAGUCGACUUGCGCUUGGGUCUUGCCCUUUCGAGGCCCUCGAACAGCGACGAGGCCGACCCGGCGCGGCGAGGAGCUGCACAUACAAGGUCGAUCGGUCAGCAGGUAGCCGGAUCAAGGAGCCUACCAUAAGAAGGGUCUCUUGGCUUCUCGGCGAUGUGGAAGUAGGUCAGGUCGUCAGGGAGGGACUUGUCAUGCUCAUACAGCAAACGUUCCAGACGCAUGUGACUCAUGUGCUUCCGCCACACAGCCCUGACAUGAUGCACACCAGACAGACCGACAGACAAACAGAGAAAACAGUAACGCAAAAACCAGCCAUCUACCUGUGUUUGCGUAUGUUACGUUGUAUCUGUGUUUACUUAAUCAAGUGCUUGGCGCUGUUCCAUAUCGUGUCUUCUUCAGACACCGACGCUCUUAUGCGCAGAUACGCCUCGAUGAUAACAGCUGAUGGGCAGGACACACACAACCAACACAGAAUGGCUCGCAGUGGUCUUCGUUCCCCCCCUUUGGCUGGCUGACCGAGUAGCAUGUUGAGCAUGAUAAGCGCCACUAGGAUCGUGAAGAUCCAAAUGAAAAUCUGUGUGUUUGGGUACUGAACGGGGUCGCCGACCGGCUCAAGCCAGCGCCACUCAAACCAUCCCAUCAUCAUCUGCAACGAUAGCAACAUACCCAAAGGUCGACACACACAUCAGGGCACGCACAGAGGCCAAACGCUCCACGCCUACAAGGAAGCAUGACGAGAAAGCUCUCGCCGGCGUACUGAACUCCAAUAUCUGAGUGCGUGCACGCACAAAGCAGUGGGAGAGAAUGCAUAUGUCGUGCGUGUCCCCGCCCAUCCACCUUGGGUCCGAACAGGAGACGGCCCGAGAAAGAGAACGAAUAGAAAAUGCAGAAAAACACUAUUGCAAGUGCACAGAAAGAGACACGUUGAGCAGCGUAUGUAUUUGCUCUUCUUCCUUCCUUUAUCAGUCGCUGACAGUGGAACGCAUCCUUCAUGGAGGCAGAGAGGGUCUUUGUGACGACCGACAGCAUGGGCUGCUUCCGGAAGGCAUGGAAGAAGCUGCAGAGACAGACACAGCAAGACGUCAACCAAAUAUGGGUGUCUCACUUGGUCGCUCACCGUAUUCCCAUCGCCACGGCCAUUGCCGCCUCAACUGUCCGAUGUCCAAACGUAGAUGUCAUCGCAGUGAUCAGAUCCUAUUAGGAAACGCAAAUGUGGACGUCCGCCGAUAUGCAUACACGUCUGCAUUUUACCUGAACGAUGAGUGUGGCUUCCUCAAGCUUGUUGAUGCAUUCGGGUGAGCCUGGCGCGAAUUUUCUGGCGACGUCGCUGAACUCGACGAGGGCAUCGGUGGCUCGCAGGUCGACGACGCAUAUCAUGAUCCAGUCCCAGAGGAAAUAUGCACCUAGAAAAAUCGUCAUCCAGUCGAGAAAAUUC
This is a messenger RNA of Vitrella brassicaformis, 2878 nucleotides long. NCBI's taxonomy places the organism in Eukaryota, Vitrellaceae. The record is from the annotation of a GenBank genome assembly.